This is a messenger RNA of Pochonia chlamydosporia 170, 495 nucleotides long. Its product is annotated as CFEM domain-containing protein. The record is from RefSeq and is a predicted model, not a curated record. NCBI's taxonomy places the organism in Eukaryota, Fungi, Ascomycota, Sordariomycetes, Hypocreales, Clavicipitaceae. The transcript is spliced from 2 exons. Bases 1 to 495 code for a protein of 164 amino acids.
AUGAAGUCUACCUUCUUCCUCUUGGCUUGCGCCUUAACUGGCAGCGCCGUUGCCCAAAAGAGACAGGACUACUUCCCCGAGUGCUCCCUCAAGUGUCUCGACCAGGCUACCAAACAGGCUACAAACUGCUCGUUGGACGAUGCCGUUUGCAUGUGCGUCCAGAAGAACUAUGAGGCCAUCUACAACGCUGGUGUGAACUGCGUUCUGCAGGCAUGUGGCCCAGAUGAGGCCGUUGGCAAAGUCCUUCCUGCUGGUGCCAAGUUCUGUGCUGCCGCCACUGCUCAGGCCAAGGCUGGAGGUGCUUCAAAGACCACUGCUCCCACUGCCUCUGGCUCCAGCACUGGAGCUGUAACGGGUAGCACCACUUCUGCUGCUUCUACUGGAACUUCAGCAGCUGGUCAAGCUACGAGCACAUCUUCGCCUGGAGCGGCGGCUACCGACGCUCCAGGAAGGGUUCUCGGCCUCAUUGUGGCCGGAGUUUUGGCUGCUCUGUAA